AUGGGGGGGGGGGGUCACGGGCACACGCGGGACACGGACAAGGCCGUCUCCUGCGCUCCGCCCGCCUCCUGCGCAUGCGUAGCGCAGCCCCGCCGGCUAGCGGCGGGACCUCCGGGGGCGACGGAGUCGCCAGGGGGCGCUGUGCCCGGCGGGAGGAGGCGCUCCGUCCCGCCCUGCCCUCUGUGGCUGCUACGACCUUCGCUCCCUGACCCCGUGACCGCCGGGGGCGGAAGCGGCGGCGGGGACAUGGCCAAGUACCUGGCGCAGAUUAUCCUGGUGGGGGCCCAGGUGGUGGGACGGGCCUUCAUGCGGGCGCUGCGCCAGGAGUUCGCAGCGAGCCGAGCGGCGGCAGACGCGCGAGGGCGUUCAGAGCGGCCCCAGUCCGCCGCCGCCUCCAGGAUCAUCGGCAUCAGCCUCCAGGAAGCUCAGCAGAUCCUCAAUGUCUCAAACCUCAACCCGGAGGAGAUCCAGAAGAACUACGACCACUUGUUCAAAGUGAACGACAAGUCAGUGGGAGGCUCCUUCUACCUACAGUCCAAGGUGGUGAGAGCCAAGGAGCGGCUGGAUGAGGAACUCCGCAUCCAGGCCAAGGAUGAGAAGGAGAAGGGGUGGAAAGCUGAGACGUGACUCCUGCCGAGACGUGACUCCUGCCGCCUCCACGCCCCGCAUCCCUCACCCUUAACUUAUAGAUAGCCAAUAAAUACCGUGUCCUCCA
This is a messenger RNA of Phalacrocorax carbo (great cormorant), 715 nucleotides long. Lineage: Eukaryota; Metazoa; Chordata; Aves; Suliformes; Phalacrocoracidae. The record is from RefSeq and is a predicted model, not a curated record.